Molecule: messenger RNA, 1512 nt
Organism: Anopheles maculipalpis
Lineage: Eukaryota; Metazoa; Arthropoda; Insecta; Diptera; Culicidae
Product: putative serine protease K12H4.7
Exons: 2
Coding region: 1-1512 (503 amino acids)
Biological process (GO): proteolysis
Molecular function (GO): dipeptidyl-peptidase activity; serine-type exopeptidase activity
Source: RefSeq, a predicted model, not a curated record
AUGAUGCUGUCCAGUGUGUUGCCGUUUGUUGUGCUCGUGUUUGUGACGUUGACAGAAUGUACACCCACUCAAGGUGUACUUGAAGCGUCUAAAAGUGCAGGCCUUCUUGGUGGUCUUCAGCGACACCUUGUACAGCCAGCUAUCCCGCAAGACUUCGUGCCGACUAAUCCAAGGCUAACCGGUGCUCGGUUCCGGACAAAGAUUGAUCACUUCAACCCACAGAACAGGGACACGUUUGAGUUUAGUUACUUCUCGAACGAUGAGUUUUACCGACCGGGUGGACCGAUUUUCAUUUUCGUCGGUGGAAACUUCGCUAUGACGACUUACUACAUCGAGCACGGUUUGCUGUACGAUACGGCCGCACGCGAUGGGGCUUGGUUGUUUACGAACGAGCAUCGCUACUAUGGAGCUAGCACGCCGGUGCCAAACUAUUCAACGGAGAACCUGCGCUUCCUUAAGUCGGAACAAGCACUUAUGGAUCUGAUCGAGUGGAUUGAUCAUCUGCGCAAUAACGUGGUGCGUGAUCCGAACGCUAAAGUGAUCUUGAUGGGCACCGGAUAUGCAGGCGCGCUGGCAACCUGGGCCCGCCAACGCUUCCCAAGCAUUAUCGAUGGUGCUUGGGGUGCAGGAGCAACCGUACUGGCAAGUUUCGAUUUCCAGGAGCAUGCAGCAGACAUUGGUCAAAUUAUCCGACGAUUCGGUGGUAACGAGUGUUACAAUCUACUGUGGGUCGCCUUCCGUACUGCGCAGUAUCUGAUCGAUGCAGGCAAGGAAGAUACGGUGACGACCCUCCUCAACACUUGUGAACCGAUCGAGCAAGGAAACCUGCUGGACGUCGAGACACUCUUCUUCCACCUGAAGCUGGCCAUCCAGGAAGCGAUGCUUGCCGUGCAAACCACGGAUAAGAUUCGUGAUGUUUGUGAAGCCAUGAUCAACAGUACGGAGGAAACGGCACUGCAUGAUCUUGCCGCCUGGUUGAACGAGUACUAUGCAAAUCUGAACUGCAAUCCAUUCGAUUUCGAUACGAACAUGGAAGCAGGUCUAGUACUGCAACCGGGUGCGCCGGAAAAUGCUAUCCUUGGAUUGCGUCAGACCCAGUAUCAAGCCUGUACCGAGUUCGGUUGGUUCCGGACGACCGAUCUGGACGAGCAGCCGUUUGGUGAUCGCGUGACGAUGCACUUCUUCCUGUCGGCUUGCCGGGCACUAUUCGGCGAGUGGGUAUCGGAUGCCGUUAUCUACGAAGGUGUGCGGUUGACGAACCUGCACUACGGCGGACAGGAUCCACGGUCGACGAAUGUACUGUUUACGAAUGGAGAGCUCGAUCCGAACCGUCUGGUGUCGAUCACGAGCUACACCAAUCCGCUGAGCUAUGCGUAUGUGGUGCCGAAUGAGUUCCUGUACUCGGAAAUCUAUUCCAUCGGCGAGGAAGACUCGAGCGAGUUGGCUAUCAUUAAGAAUAGCAUCCAGCAGUACAUUGCCCUGUGGCAGGGAUCAGGACUGGUACCGGUGUGA